AUGACCUACCGCCAACACCACUCGGUUGCACUUGAUAUUCAGGACGACUUUGAGCACGUGCACCACCCUCGCAACGAGCUUCCCCUUACCAUGGAGGAUACCACCAGACGGCGAUAUCCACACUCUGAAAAGACCGAUCUCUGGCACAUUGACAACGGCGGCGACGACGACUCCAAGGAUGUCUACAGCAAGGCCAAGGCUGGGUUUCACACCGGCAGACUGGGCCCAACCGAAUUUAUCCAGCAAAACAGCGAUCUCGUGCCGCCGGUGAUAUACACACUCCUCUCGUGCUGGACACGCUUUUAUGAUAUUGGCAAAUCAGACAUUGUCGUCUGGGACGAGGCCCAUUUCGGCAAGUUUGGCUCCCACUACCUCAAGCGCGAGUUUUACUUUGAUGUCCAUCCUCCAUUGGGCAAGAUGCUCGUCGGCCUCGCUGGGCUGUUGUCAGGCUACGACGGCACCUUUGAAUUCAAGUCGGGCGAAAAAUACCCUGAUUCAGUUCCGUUUGUUACUAUGCGCGUCAUGCUCGCUCUCUUUGGCGUCGCCAUGGUCCCCCUCGCUUGGUUUACCGCCAAAGAGCUGCGCUUUACGAAUCGGGCCUGCCAUUUAGUCACUAUCAUGACCCUAUGCGACCUCGCAUGGCUCUGCAUCAGCCGGUUCAUCCUCCUCGAUUCUAUGCUACUGUUCUUCACAUUUACUACAGUAUUUUGUCUCACUAAAUUCGUUAAUCAGCAGUAUCAGUCUUUUUCAUUCGACUGGUGGUUAUGGCUCGCAGCAACUGGAUGGUCCAUCGGUUGCGUGUGUAGCGUCAAAUGGGUCGGGUUCUUUGCUACAGCUCUCGUCGGCGCAUAUACCAUCGAAGAUCUCUGGGACAAAUUCGGCGAUUUGAAGAUGCCUGUGCGCACAUACAUCAAACACUGGAUCGCUCGAGGAUACGGCGGCGGUCUCCUCCACUCACACGUCCAAACCUACCCCGUCGGCUCGCAACAACAGCAAGUCACAUGCUACCACUACAAAGACGACAACAACCACUGGACGUUCCUCCCACCCUGGGGAUCCCCCGACAUCGACCCCAACGGCGAGCUCGUGCCGCUCAAACAUGCCGCCGUCGUCCGUCUUCAGCACACACCCACGACGAGGAACUUGCACUCGCACACCGUCACCGCCCCCGUCACGAAAUCCAACUACGAAGUGAGCUGCUACGGCAAUACCACGGUCGGAGACUCGCACGAUCACUGGGUGGUAGAAGUCGUCGACGACCUCCACCGCGGCCGUCGUGAAAAAGUGGACCGGAUUCACUCGUUGACGACCCGGUUGAGGUUCAAGCAUCAGAGUCUGGGAUGUUAUUUACGCGCGGCCAACGCGGUCUUGCCUCAGUGGGGAUUCAAGCAGAUCGAAGUCUCGUGUGUAAAGGAGAACGACGAGAGCGAUACGCAUACGUAUUGGAACGUCGAGAGUCACUGGAACUCUAGGCUCCCGCCCGGAAACGCAAAGCUCUACUCGUCCCCCUUUCUCCGAGACUUUUGGCACCUCAACGUCGCAAUGAUGACAUCCAACAACGCGCUCGUCCCGGACCCAGACAAAGAAGACAUCCUAGCAUCCAAACCGACCGAAUGGCCGUUCCUCCACGUUGGUCUGCGCAUGUGCGGAUGGGGGGACGAUCAGCCCAAGUACUACCUCCUCGGCCACCCUAUCGUCUGGUGGUCCGGAAGUCUCGCCCUCGGUCUCAGUUUGCUCGCGACGGGCGUGUAUUUGUUGCGCGCGCAGAGAAAGUAUGUUGAUUUUGGGCCUGGGGAAUGGGAUCAGUUUUCGUAUGUGACCAAGUUGGCGUUUUUCGGAUGGGUUUUCCAUUUUAUGCCGUUCUUGAUCAUGGGACGAGUAACUUAUAUCCACCACUACCUCCCUGCACUAUGGUUCUCGGUGCUCAUGGUCGGCCAUCUCUUCAACCACUUUGUCUUUGCCGCUCGCAUAGCCGAACGAACUAAAUGGAUCGUGUUUGGCGCGGCCGUCUCAGUCAUCGUCGGCGUCUUUUGGUGGUUCCGAGGCAUCGCGUUUGGAAUUACCGGUCCGAUUAAAGAUUAUUGGGGAUUGGCGUGGAGAAAGACAUGGAACAUCUACUAA
Rhizoctonia solani is the source of this 2121-nucleotide messenger RNA. RefSeq lists its product as uncharacterized. Bases 1 to 2121 code for a protein of 706 amino acids. Gene Ontology annotation, cellular component: endoplasmic reticulum; membrane. Lineage: Eukaryota; Fungi; Basidiomycota; Agaricomycetes; Cantharellales; Ceratobasidiaceae. The record is from RefSeq and is a predicted model, not a curated record. Gene Ontology annotation, biological process: protein O-linked glycosylation via mannose. The transcript is spliced from 10 exons. Gene Ontology annotation, molecular function: dolichyl-phosphate-mannose-protein mannosyltransferase activity.